AGUAGACAAGACGACAGCACCACUCUCGCAUACUCCUCCCUUAAUCCCCUUGUUCACUGAUCUCUGCGUAACGAAACCACCGAGUCGCAAUCGAACAUGGACAAAUUCCGCGCCUUCACCAACACGAUCGGGUCGACGGUGACGCCGUUUGCGACACGCAGCCAGCAAUGGAUCAAAGAACAGACGGGCAAUGCGGGCGAGAAGACGGAGCUGCCACACGACUACGUUGAGCUCGAGACGCGCAUCGAUGCGCUCAAGCUGACACACCAGCGCCUGCUGGCGGCAACCAGCCAAUACGCCAACGAGGCCUACGACUACCCUCCCAACGUGAAGGAGAGCUUCCAGGACUUGGGCAAGAGCAUCAGCGAGAAGGUCAACCUCCUCUCCAAAGCCGGCACCGCCGCCGAAGCGCAAGCCGCACUCACUGCGCCUCCUUCCGCCAAACCCCAGCCAAAGACCUUCUCCCACGCCAUUGCUCGCGCCUGCCUCUUCGGCUCACAGACUGUAUCGACUGCCACACCCCAAGGCAGCACGGAGCCAGACCCGCUCGCGCAAGGGCUGGAGAAGCUAGCAAUCGCUUCAGAAAAGGUGGGAGAGGCUCGUCUGGAUCAGGACGAGAAGAUCCAGGGCAAGUUCCUUGCGGGCUGGAGCACGACCCUCAACCAGUCGAUCAAGGCAGCGGACAAGGCCCGGACCGCGGUGCAGAAUGCCCGGUUGAACCUGGAUGCUGUUAAGUCCAAAGCUUCCGCUGGCGGCAAGCACGAGGAGAACUACACCGAAGCGCAGCGCAAUGCUAUUGAAGCCGCCGAGGACACAUUUGUAGAAAAGGUCGAUGAGGCCACGAGCAUCAUGCGGAAUGUCCUGGACACGCCCGAGCCAUUGAGAAACUUGGUCGAGCUGGCCAAGGCACAGGAAGAAUACCAUCGACGCGCGGCAGAGAUCUUGGAAGAGACGCUCAAGAAUUUGAGUGAAGUGCAGCAGGAGCAGGAGGAGAACUGGAGGAAGGCACGUGACGGCCAAUGAGCGACUGUGACACACAGAAGUUGAAGUGUUGACGAGCUUUGUGUAGGGGCUGAUUGAUCGCAAUGCCCAAGACUUUGAAUGAGAACAUGACCCUCUUUGCAUUGACAUGGAAGAGCGGAGACAUGGGGACGACGGAGUCUGGAGUCACGGUGGCGCCAUGAGGUGCAUUGAUAUCAAUAUAGGUAUGAAAGAG
Cercospora beticola is the source of this 1216-nucleotide messenger RNA. RefSeq names its product BAR domain-containing protein. The record is from RefSeq and is a predicted model, not a curated record. NCBI's taxonomy places the organism in Eukaryota, Fungi, Ascomycota, Dothideomycetes, Mycosphaerellales, Mycosphaerellaceae.